Coccomyxa subellipsoidea C-169 is the source of this 507-nucleotide messenger RNA. RefSeq names its product plastid fibrillin 3. Lineage: Eukaryota; Viridiplantae; Chlorophyta; Trebouxiophyceae; Coccomyxaceae. The coding region runs from base 1 to 507 and encodes 168 amino acids. The transcript is spliced from 4 exons. The record is from RefSeq and is a predicted model, not a curated record.
AUGUGCACUUGUGUACAGUUGCUCGAAUUGAUUUCGAGGCUCGACAGAGGAGCAUCAGCUUCUACUAGUGAGAAAUCAGAGGUGGAUCAAUUAGCACAAAAGCUAGAGCGAGUGAACCCAAACAAGAAAGCUCUUGCCAGUCCACUGCUCAGUGCCAAAUGGAGACUACUAUACACCACAAGUGCAAGCAUAUUGGGAACAACAAAGCCACCAUUCUUGAGACCCCAAGGGCCAAUUUAUCAGACGAUUGAUGCGCAGAACCUCACAGCCCAAAACCAGGAGACAUGGCCAUUCUUCAAUCAGGUGAAGGCUACCUUGACGCCAGAGACUGCUUCGAGGGUGGCGGUGCAGUUCAGGGAGUUCAAGAUCCUUGGCCUGAUCCCAGUCAAGGCACCGCCGUCGGCUCGGGGGAAACUGGAUACCACUUACCUGGAUGAAGACCUCCGCAUCUCAAGGGGAGACAAGGGGAAUCUUUUUGUGCUGGAGAGAGCUGGCCCUGUUGAAUGA